GCAGUCGCCUGCUGACCGCGACCGCGUUUAUGUCGCGUCAGAAAAAAGCUAUGGACUAAGCAAAAAGAAAGAGAACUAAAUUAACGUAUAAAUUAAUCCCUCAUCCCCAACCCUUCCCCAUAUCCGUAAAUUCGGGUUCUCGCGGAUCACACACGUGGAGAAACAAAGACAUGGCGAGAUAAAGGAGCCUCCGGUAAACCGCGCAAUAAGUUGUGGUCACGUUAUAAAUAAUAAGCGAUCCGAUUCUGUCUAUACGUAGUUGUUGAUAUCAUAAGGUGAGAAAAUGGGUCCUCGAGCGAUUGGAUCGGUUCGCUCGGCGCAGUAAAUAUUUGUCCCCACUCCUUCAAGUUUUUCAACCUCCAAGAGACAAUUCCCCCUCCCCGCCCUCUUCCACCUUCCUUUCAUCCCUCCCACCCUUCCUCUUGCCCGUCGUCUCAAACAACCGCUCAAAAAGUCAUUUUCUUCGUACCUGCGCCUGUUUUGCAGUGAGUGCGCGAUUGCAAGCUUCGUCGAAACGGGCGAAACUACCGACGAGAAUCGCGAGACAAGGAGGGUGUUUGUUUUGCGUUUGUUGUUAACCCGGCAAGGUGGUUUAUUGGUAUAAGAGUGGUGAUCAACGAAGUGUGUGUGGAAUAGGCACGGGGGUGCGCGAUGGCGGUGGCUUCGUCGGCCCUGCCGGUCCCCAGCGCUGCUUCCGGUCCCAACAAACUGCGAUAUCGUCGUUCCUCAACGUUGCUCAACGAUCUUCGUACACGAAGCUACCGUUCGAGAACGAGGAUUAACACCGUAAAUAUGUUUGGCCUUCUUGUCACGAUUGCACUCGUCGUUGUCACGAGGAUCGACCCCACGGCCGCUAACAGCACUCUCGGUCAUUCCUCCGGCGGGACGGCGUGUCCAAAUGGAGCCUUCAGGUGUCCCGAAUCAAAGUGUAUUCCUGCAUUAAAAGUAUGUAACUAUCAGAAAGACUGUGAAAAUGGCGAGGACGAAAUGCAUUUGUGCAAACCGCCGGAAUGUGAAAACGGUCAAUUUUCCUGUGAACAAUACAUCUUUAAUACAUCAUACUGUAUGCCGGCGUAUCAGAGGUGCGAUAUGACGGUCGAUUGCGUCGAUGGCACGGACGAAGCCGGUUGCACUUACAGAAAGUGUCAACCGGAAGACUUUCGGUGCAGUAUAACAAAAGUACAAGGUGACGCGAAUACGAACCUCGAGCAUUGUAUACCAAAGCAAAAGAGAUGCGACGGUUAUCUCGACUGUAGAAAUGGAAAAGACGAAGAGGGUUGCGGUACCGGUGUGAGGGCAGCCUGCAGACUCGACCAAUUCAGAUGUCACUCGACUCAGCGGUGUAUCGAACAAUCGGCGCGAUGUAAUCAUCGGGAUGAUUGCGGGGACAACAGCGACGAGGAAUAUUGCAGCUUUCCGCUGUGUUCGAGCAAUCAAUUUAGAUGCACAAAUGCACUUUGCAUACCCGAGGCGUUCCGUUGUGACGGUUAUGACGAUUGUCGAGACGGAUCGGACGAAACUUCGUGUCACACCAGCCCAUGUACUACGGAUAAAUUUACCUGUCCGAAGGAUGGUCCCGAUGGAAAAACAACGUGUAUACCUAGAUCACAGGUCUGCGAUGGGAAACCGGAUUGUCCCGGAGGUGCCGACGAGGACAACGAGUGUUCUACGAACAAGUGCGAUAGUCUCGCUUGCCAGUACAAAUGUCAGGCUUCGUUGACCGGUGGAAUGUGUUAUUGUCCGGAGGGACGAAUUUUGGCCAACUAUUCGAGCGAGUGUAUAGACAGAGACGAGUGUUCCGAAUGGGGUUUCUGCGAGCAGCUCUGUGAAAACACGGAUGGUUCGUACAAAUGUUCGUGCGCGGAGGGUUACGCGUUGCACGGGCGUAACAAGUGUCGAGCGUUCAACGCCCCGGCAAUGGAAAUCUUGUUGGCUCAAGGUAGUGCCAUCUGGCGGAUCGAUGCGACGGGUGAGAAUCGUCAGAUAAUAGCAAACACAACGGGAGCGAGCGGAUUGGAUUAUUUGUACUCGAGCGGAGUACUUUAUUGGAGCGACGUAAAGACUCGAAAGAUACAUUCGCAGUCAUUGUCGAAACACGCUGCCGGGGAUGGAGUGGGAGGAGGAGGAGGAGGAGGAGGAGGAGGAGGAGGAGGAGAAUCACCGGACGUCGAUAUAUCGUUGCCGGGUGCUUGGUCACCGGUCUCGAUAGCGGUAGAUUUCGUCGGUCUGAAACUUUACGUAGUCGACUCGAUGGUACAAAAGAUCGAUGUUUUCGAAUUGGACGGACGCUUUCAUGGUAUAGCCCUCGAUUCGAAUUUGACGAAUCCAACGGAUAUUGCCCUCGAUCCAACGGUUGGUCUCAUGUUCAUAGCCGAUAGUAAACAAAUAUUGCGAGCAAAUAUGGAUGGAACAUGGACGAUACCGGUAAUAUCGGAGGCUGCUUACAACGUCGUUGGUAUAACGGUCGACAUAGCGGCGAAAAGAAUAUAUUGGUGCAAUUCUCUGCUGGAAUACAUAGAGACCGCUGAUUACAACGGUGCCAAGAGACAAAUGGUACUUCGAAGCUUGCAACUUCCAGCACCGGUGAGACUGGCCGUCUUCGAGAACCGGGUUUAUUGGUCGGACAUAACGAAACAGGCGCUUCUGAGUAUGGACAAGACCGAGGGUGAAUACUCGAUAAAAACGUUGUUCAAGAUACGCGACACCAAAGCGGUAAAGAUUCUUCAUCCGCUGAUCCAAAUGACGACUGCCGUGACCGGUAACGUGAAGAAUCCUUGCGGAAAUAACAACGGCGGAUGUCAACACAUGUGCAUAGUAACGGCGGCGGGUGGACGGGAAAGCGGCCUCGGUUAUCGUUGCGCUUGCAACAUCGGUUGGAGAUUGUCCACGGAUUUGCGUAAUUGCAAUCUCGUACAAGAAUUUCUCAUGUACUCGCAGCAACGUUUUAUCAAAGGGAGAGUACUCGAUCCCGUAAUGGAGGGUUUCAGCGACGCGAUACUUCCGGUCGUAUCGAGGAGAGCUAGACUGGUCGGCCUUGAUUACGACGCCCAUGAUCAAUUUAUAUAUUACAGCGAUGUACUUCAGGACGUUAUUUAUCGGGUUCAGCAGAAUGGUACGGGCAGGGAAAUAGUACUUGCCAGCCAGAACGAGGGAGUUGAGGGUUUGGCGGUCGAUUGGGCAGCGAAAAAUCUUUACUACAUCGAUUCGCGUAAAGGUACCCUCAACGUUUUGAGCACGAGAAACGUAACGUAUCGGAGAACGUUGCUAAAAAAUCUCAAGAGGCCGAGGGCCAUAGUUAUUCAUCCGAAUCACGGUUAUAUUUUUUUCUCCGAAUGGGAUCGCCCGGCGAAUAUAAGCAGGGCACACGCGGAUGGCUCGAAUCUCGUCGUAUUUAAAAAUUUGACUCUCGGCUGGCCGAAUGGAUUGGCGAUUGAUUUCUCCAAGGAUCGUUUAUACUGGUGCGACGCUUUAUUGGAUCACGUGCAACACUCGAAUCUCGAUGGUGGCGAUGUCAAAACGGUUAAUUCUCGUUUAAUAAAGCAUCCGUUUUCAAUAGCGAUAUACGAAGAAUGGAUGUACAUUACGGAUUGGAGGCUCGACGCUAUAAUACGUAUGAGCAAGGAGACCGGCGAGCAGGAGAGUAUUCUCGUACGAGAACCAGCUACCAAUCGGUUGUACGGUGUUAAAAUUUUCAGCCGGGAUAUACAGGUUGUUACGACGAAACAUCCGUGCUCGAUAAACAACGGUGGAUGCGAAAAGCUCUGUUUCGCAAUUCCCCAAAAUAUAAAUAAUACGAGCAAUCGCGGUGGCGGAGUAAGAACGUUGAGCCGGGUAUGCGGUUGUCCGUACGGCGAGAGACUUACCACCGACGACGGUGGUGUUGCUUGUACAUCCGAUCCGCUCUCGGAACCACCGGUUCAAGCUUGUCUAAACGCGUGGGAUUUCACUUGUGCGAAUCAACGCUGCGUCCCGCACUCGUGGGUCUGCGACGGCGACGACGAUUGUCUCGACAACAGCGACGAGAUGCAAAAUUGCACGAAACCGACUUGCGGUACCAACGAGUUUCAGUGUAAAUCCGGUAGAUGCGUGCCGGCCAAUUUCCGUUGCGAUUCCGAAAACGAUUGCGGUGAUUACAGCGACGAAGCCGGUUGUCCUAAUGUAACUUGCAGCGCAAGUCAAUUCACGUGCGACAAUGCGCGAUGUAUUCCAUCGUCGUGGAAAUGCGAUUCGGAGAACGAUUGCGGCGACGGCUCGGACGAGGGUGCCUUUUGCGCUGCAAAAACUUGCGCCUAUUUUCAAUUUACUUGCCCGAAAUCAGGCAAUUGUAUACCCCAAUCUUGGGUAUGCGACGGUGACAACGAUUGUUUCGAUCUUCAGGACGAGAAGGAUUGUCCACCGGUAACCUGUUUGAGCACCCAAUUCACUUGUCACGAUCGUAAAACUUGUAUAACCGAUUCUUACAAGUGCGACGGUUUGUCCGAUUGUAACGACGGUAGCGACGAGAUCGGUUGCCCGAAAUUGGCACCCGACGAGUGUAAUCCUGAAUUACAGUUUCAGUGCGCGAGCUCCGGCGUUUGCAUACCAAAGAAUUGGUAUUGCGAUCGGGUAUUCGAUUGUCACGAUAAAUCGGACGAGCCCGAGUUUUGUUCGUCGUCGUCGUCGUCGUCGUCGUCGAGCGGCAACGGGGCCGGUGGCGGCGGCAAUACGUGCGAGCCCGGUUACUUUCAGUGUAAAGCACCAAUUGACGACAAACCUUGCGUAUUUAAAACUUAUAUUUGCGACGGUAAAGACGACUGCGGCGACGGUUCCGACGAGGAUCCGAUUUUACACGCGUGCGGACCACCACCGUUCAAGUGUCCGUCGUCCCAUCAAUGGAAAUGUCCGGGUGUGAGCGAUCGAUGCGUAAACGGGACGAGCGUUUGCGACGGUAAUAUAGAUUGUCCGAACGGGUCUGACGAGGGUCCCGGUUGUGAUCUUGCCGAGUGCAUGCAUCGCGGCGGUUUGUGCAGCAACGAUUGUAUAAAAACACCCCUGGGAGCUCAAUGCAUAUGUCCCGAGGGUGAAGAGCUCACCGAGGAUGGAUUCACGUGUCAGGAUUUGAACGAGUGCGAUCCACCCGGACGAUGCUCGCAAACGUGUACCAACGAAAAAGGUAGCUUCGCGUGUAGCUGCGUCGAGGGUUACAGCCUCGGGCUCGACAACAGAACGUGCAAGGCUUACAACCACAGCGCGGCAUUUCUCAUAAUAUCGAACAGACACACAAUACUGGUUGCCGAUCUUGAGGAGCAAGCGCUUGAGAGGGUACCGAUAAACGUUGAGAACGUAGUGGCGACCGCUAGUAACAUGCACACCGGUACGAUAUUUUGGUCGGACAUGAAGCUGAAAAAGAUAUCGCGGUUGGAGAGAGGGGGUGAGCCUCGGGACGUCGUAUCGAGCGGUCUCGAUCUCGUCGAGGGUCUCGCUUACGAUUGGAUAAACAAGAAGCUAUAUUGGCUCGAUUCGAAAUUGAAUACAAUCGAGGUAGCGGAUGAGACGGGACACAAUAGAAUGGUACUGGUGAAGGAGAACAUAACGCAGCCGAGGGGUAUGUGCCUCGAUCCGGGUCCCGGUGCCCGAUGGUUAUUCUGGACCGACUGGGGAGAGAAUCCCCGUAUCGAGAGGAUCGGUAUGGACGGUACGAAUCGUUCGACGAUCAUAAGCACAAAGAUCUAUUGGCCGAAUGGGCUGGCUCUCGAUAUUGCCAACAGGAGGGUAUACUUUGCCGACAGUAAGCUCGACUUUAUCGAUACGUGCUUGUACGACGGUACCGGGAGGGUUCAAGUUUUAGCGAGCUCGCAUUAUCUCCUUCAUCCGCAUUCUCUGACCCUCUUCGAGGAUAUUAUGUAUUGGACGGACAGACAAUUGAACCGCGUUGUAUCGGCACACAAAUUUCGUGGGACCAAUCAAACGGUAGUGUCGCAUCUUAUAUCGCAACCGUUGUCGAUACACGUGCAUCAUCCGGUGUUACAGCGUAUAACACCGAAUCCGUGCGGUAACGCCUCGUGCGAGCACGUUUGUCUACUCUCACCGAGCGAUCCGAGGGGUUAUUCGUGCAAAUGCUACGCCGGAUGGAAGUUAUCGACUACGAGCGGUCAUUGCACCGAGGAGGAAACGCCCUUCCUCAUGGUACUUCGAGGAUCCCAGAUAGUCGAUGUUUCGUUGAGACCCAGCGACAACAGGGCCGGCUACAUAUGGCCGGUGGUCGGCGUUGACGGGGGUACGGUUAUCGAUUACGACAGGCGUGAUCGUACGAUAUAUUGGUUACAGCAGAAGGACGGUGACGACGAGAACGGUACGAUAUAUACGAUUCUUUAUGAGGGCGGUAAUCGAACCGAAUUCCCGAAUCCGUCCGGUGACACCGGAAUCGUUGGAUCACCCUCGACAAUGGCGUUCGAUUGGCUCGGUAGAAAUCUGUUCAUCGGUAACAAAUUUGCCUCCAACAUCGAGGCGAUAAAGGUCGACCAAGUUGGUGAAAGGAGGGCGCGCUACCGUACGAUCGUUAUCGCGAACGACGGUAACAAAACUUCCGUAGCCAAGCCAAAAUCAAUGUGCCUCGAUCCCAUCGAGGGACAUAUAUUCUGGAUCGACGAGGGCGGCUUCGGCGUACCGGUUAAAAUAGCCCGCGUCAACAUGGACGGUAGCGAGUCUCUUAUACUCGCCGAAAACGUUAAUUUACCCGAGGCUAUUGCGAUAGACAUACCAAACAAAAUGAUAUACUUCAGCUGUCAAUAUCCGAGUUUCAUAAAAAGCAUGACGACCGACGGUCAAAACGUGAGAACGAUAUUGUCCGAGGUUAACGGUAUAUCGUUGCCAAGAGCCCUGGCAGUUCACGACUCCAAGCUAUAUUAUCUUGAUCCAAGAUACGACAAGAUCGAGAGGGUCGAUUUGCCGGACGGUAAGAAUCCUAUGAGCAUCGUUGACAAUGAUUCGAGCCUAAAAACAAUGGUAAUAUACAAGAAACGGGUGAGCGGAUUACAUCCGUGUCUGUUGAUGAACGGCGGUUGCGAACAAAUAUGUUUACCAUCGUCGGGAGGUAGGCGGGUUUGCGCCUGCGGUAUGGAAUACAAAAAGAUCGGCGACACAAAGUGCGAGGCAUUCAAGACGUUCGCCGUAGUCUCGCAACUGGACGUUGCUCGUGGCUACAGUCUGGAUGAUGCGAAAGAGGCGAUGAUACCGAUAUCAGGUAUCGGUCAUCACAUACUUCACGUCGACGUUGAUUACGCGAAUAAUUGGAUAUACUGGGUGGAAUUCAAUCGGGACGUUUGGAACGGCAUUUACAGAAUACGUCCGAACGGUAGCGAGCUCAGCGCUGUCGUUAAAAGCGGUAUAGGAUCGAACGGUAUACGGGGUUUGACGAUCGAUUGGAUCGCCGGUAAUCUUUACUUCUCGAAUGUAUUCCCGCACGACAAUUACGUCGAGGUUUGCCGCAUCGACGGUAGUAAUCGUAAAGUUUUAGUUAAAACUACGGCUGACACGCCGCGCGAACUCGCGGUAAAUCCGAUAAAGAGAAUUUUAUAUUGGAUCGAUUACGGUCAGUAUCCUAGAAUCGGGCGUGCCAAUCUCGACGGGAGCAAUUGGACUCCGAUGGUUACCGCCGGUAUCAGUACACCUCGUGAUAUUACUAUUGAUCCAGGGACUCACGACGUUUAUUGGGUCGAUUCGAAGCUCGAUAUGAUACAAAAGGUAUCCUGGUUGGGCGGUAACCGGCAGAUUAUUAGGAGAAAUCUUCCGAAUCCGAUGGGUAUCGCGGUUUUUGGCUCGGAAGUUUAUUGGGUCGAUAGGAAUCUCAUGACGAUAUUCAAGAGUAGCAAAUCACCCGGUGACACGAGCCUCCCGACCCGGCUCCGUACCAAUUUACCGAAGCUCCGUGACAUCGCAAUCUUCGAUAAGAACAAUCAACCGAUCGAUCCGGAAAAUCCGUGCGUUAAAAUACCGAACGGCGGAUGCGAGCAGCUAUGUUUCGCUUAUACAGGAGAGACGGAUGCGAGAUGCGAAUGCGCGACCGGUAAAUUAUCGGCCGAUCGGCGCAAAUGCGACAACGUUGACGAGUAUUUGGUGUUUGCGACGAGAACCGAGAUACGAGCUAUUAAUUUGGAUCCGCGCUCGACGAAUUUACCGUUCAAGCCGGUCGGCAAUUUGACCAACGUCGUCGGCGUUGACUUUGAUUACGAGGAUAAAAAAUUGUUCUUCACACAGAUAAGACCGUGGACCAAAAUAGGCUGGAUGCGCGCCGAUAAUCCGUCAACCGGGGGGGACAUGCAUACGUUGAUAAGUAAGGGUAUCAAUCCGGAGGGUAUCUCGUACGAUUGGACCCAGAAAAAGGUAUACUGGACGGAUUCGUCGAACAACAGUAUUUACGCGAUGAACAUCGACGGUUCGGAUUUGGUGAUGAUCGCCCGCGUUGACCGACCGCGCGCCAUCGUCGUCGAUCCCUGUUACGGUUAUCUCUAUUACACCGAUUGGGGUCGCUUCGGGACUUCCGGCAAAAUAUUCCGCACGACGAUGGCCGGAUCGUUGAAGAAAGCGAUAAUUGAGAAAAAUUUGUCACAACCGAGCGGAUUGGCGAUCGAUUACGAUGACCGAAUGCUUUAUUGGACCGACGCCGUACGGGAGAAGAUCGAGCGGUCCGAUCUUGACGGAAAUAAUCGUGAGAUUCUCGUAAGCGCGACCAUUUAUCCGUUCGCUAUAACGGUAUACCGGGAGCACAUUUAUUGGACUGAUCUUCAACUUAGGGGUGUUUACCGGGCUGAAAAAUUCACCGGAGCGGAUAAAGUUGAAUUGGUCAAGAGGCUUGAGGAUUCGCCUCGUGAUCUUCACGUAUUCUCGGCCGAUCGACAAAUUUGCAAAGCGAAUCCUUGCAACAUCAGCAACGGUGGGUGCGAUCAGUCCUGUCAUCCGGGCCCGAACAAUACCGCCGAAUGCAAGUGCGAUGACUAUAGUCGCUUGGUAAACGAGGAUCGUAUGUGCGUACCGAAAAACGUAACGUGCGCAUCAAACAGAUUUGCGUGUCGCAACGGACGCUGUAUAUCACGAAUGUGGGCUUGCGACGGUGACGACGAUUGCGGUGAUGGAUCCGACGAGGAUACCAACUAUUGCGCUUAUCAUUCUUGCAGUACCAACGAAUUCCGUUGCAACAACGGUCGUUGCAUCUUCAAAACAUGGAAGUGCGAUCAUGAGAACGAUUGCAAGGACGGCAGCGACGAGGAAGGCUGCAUUUAUCCACCUUGCGCGGACGGUGAAUUCACCUGUGCCAAUUAUCGAUGCAUACCCCAAAUACAGGUAUGCAACGGCGUUAACGAUUGCAAAGAUAAUAUCACUUCGGACGAGAGUCACGAGCGUUGUCCCAAAAAUCAUACUUGCCCGCCGAAUCAUUUGCAAUGCGAUUCGACGAAUAUUUGCGUCGAACCGUAUUGGUUGUGCGACGGUGACAACGAUUGCGGUGACAACAGCGACGAGAAUCCUUUACAUUGCGCCCAAAGAACCUGUCCUCAGAACAGUUUCCGUUGUCCGAAUCAUCGAUGCAUACCGGCAACUUGGUAUUGCGACGGUGACGACGAUUGUCUCGACGGAAGCGACGAACCACCCGGUUAUUGCCAAUCCGAAGGACGUACAUGUUUUGGUGAUUUGUUUACGUGUGACAAUGGCAAUUGUAUCCCGAGAAUUUAUAUUUGCGACGGUGAUAACGAUUGUUUGGAUAAUUCCGACGAGGACGAGCGUCAUCAGUGUAACGACCGGAAGUGCGACGAAGAGACCGAAUUCACUUGCACGGCAAACAAAGUUUGGAGUCGCGCUCAAUGUAUACCAAAAAAAUGGCUCUGCGACGGAGAUCCCGAUUGCGUAGACGGGGCCGAUGAAAACGUUACGCUCCAUCAUUGUCCACCUCCUAUACCAUGCGCUGACAAUCAAUUUACGUGCAACAAUGGACGUUGUCUGAAUCGCAAGUGGCUAUGCGAUCACGACAACGAUUGCGGUGACGGCAGCGACGAAGGAAAGUUUUGUAACAACCAGUACAAAGUAUGCACGAGUCAGGAAUUCACUUGUCAGAAUUUCAAGUGUAUCCGGAAACAAUUCCACUGCGACGGACAGGAUGAUUGCGGCGAUCGUUCCGACGAGGUCGGAUGUCCUGCGAAAGGUAAAACAACGAACACGUGCCCGAAUCCGAAUGAAUUUCAAUGCGCGAACGGUGCGUGCAUCGAUCAACAAUUGGUGUGCAACAAGAUUCCGGAUUGCGCGGACGAGAGCGACGAACCGGCUCAUUGCAACGUCGACGAGUGUCUACGGACGGAGCUCAAUCAAUGCGGUCACAGAUGCGUCGACACACCUACGAGUUAUUAUUGCGCAUGCAACCCAGGCUAUAAAUUACUCGAUGACGGCAAAGCUUGUAUGGAUAUCGACGAGUGUAUAGAGAGCCCGCAAGUUUGUAGUCAACACUGCGAAAAUACGCCUGGUAGCUAUUAUUGCAAAUGCAACGAGGAUUGGUACGAACGAGCUGCCGAUGAGCAUACAUGCAAACGACGAGAUAACAUCGAACCGUGGAUCAUAUUUACCAACAAAUAUUACGUCAGAAACAUGUCGAUCGAUGCAUCGAGAUACAACGUCAUGCACCAAGAUCUCAUAAACGUUGUUGCUCUAGAUGCCCACUAUGCCAGUCAAAUGUUGUAUUUCUGUGACGUAACAGCCAAAAUGAUUUACAGAGCUCCGUUGGCCGGUGGUGAUAAGGAGAUCGUUAUCCGCCACGAUAGCCUCGGCUUGGAAGGCAUCGCGAUCGAUUGGGUUGCCCAUAAGCUUUAUUGGCUCGAUAGGCAUGCUAAACAUUUGGACGUCUCUGAACUCGAUGGAUCAAACAGGAAAACGCUUCAAAGCGGUAUUGCCGAUCCACGCGCUGUCGUUGUUCACCCAGGCACCGGAUACUUGUACUUUACUUCGUGGCAUCUCCAGGCUUAUAUUGGAAAAAUGGGUAUGGAUGGAAGCAAUUUAACGCAAAUACUCACAUGGGAAGAUGACAUAGCAUGGCCGAACGCUCUGACGAUCGAUUAUUUCACCGAUAAAAUAUUUUGGGCGGAUGCUCAUCUCGAUUAUAUCGCGUUUGCCGAUCUCGAGGGACAUCACCGUAGGAUCGUACUUUCGGGUGCAUCGGUACCUCACGUCUUUGCGAUAACCGUCUUCGACGAUUCGAUUUAUUGGACCGAUUGGAAUCUCAAAGCGAUCAGUAAAGCUGACAAAUUUUCGGGUGAAAAUUUGCGAAUUUUACGUAAUACGACGCAUCGCCCGUACGACAUCCAUGCCUAUCAUCCGCUCAGGCAACGCCCUUAUCCGAAUCCUUGCGCCCAGAAUAACGGUGGUUGUUCGCAUCUCUGUCUAAUCGCGCCACCAGCGAGUUCUUAUCUCCUUGAGGGCUACGGACAACCCGGCGUAACAUCUUAUAAAUGCGUUUGUCCUAAUCAAUUCGUAUUGGAUAAUGAUGGCAAAACAUGCAUAGCCAAUUGCACCGAGGGCCAGCAUCGUUGCGGACCACCCGACGAGAUGUGUAUCCCUUGGUUCUGGAAAUGCGACGGUGAAAAGGAUUGCAAAGACGGAACGGACGAAUCGUCCGAGUGUCCAGCGCGCGUAUGUCGCCCUGGUGCCUUUCAAUGCGCUAACGGUAAUUGUACACCAAGCUCGACGGUUUGCGACGGUGGUGACGAUUGUGGCGACAACAGCGAUGAAAAAAAUUGUUCUUACGAGUGUGCCGAGCUUGAGUUCAAGUGCAAAUCGAACGGUCGCUGUAUUCACGCAUCGUGGAAAUGCGAUGGUGAUGCCGAUUGCAAAGAUGGAAGCGACGAAGAUCCUGCCAUUUGUCAUAAUCGUACUUGCGAUGAAAAUACAGAGUUUAGUUGUACCAACGGUAAAUGUAUACCAAAAGUAUGGAUGUGCGAUUUCGAUAACGAUUGCGGUGACGACAGUGACGAGCCCGCGUUCAUAUGUCGUCAGCGAAACUGUACGACCGGUUGGCAGCGUUGUCCGGGUCACGCGAAUUAUCGUUGUAUACCAAAAUGGCUAUUUUGCGAUGGUAAAGACGAUUGUCGGGAUCGAUCGGACGAGUUACCAGAGAGUUGUCCGAAAUGCGAUCCUCAGGCUGAAUUCAAAUGUGGCAAUAACCGAUGCGUACCGAACCAAUGGUUGUGCGAUUUCGCGGACGAUUGCGGCGACGGAAGUGACGAAGCCGAGACCGUGUGCAAAGGAAAAUAUCGUGAUUGUUCAAGGUCCGAAUAUCGUUGCGGAAAUGGCAAAUGUAUUGCGUCCAGAUGGAGAUGCGACAACGAGGACGAUUGCGGUGAUAAUAGCGACGAAAUCGGUUGUCAUACUUUCGUCUGCAAAAACGACAGUUUCCAGUGUGCCACCGGUCAUUGCAUCGCGUCUUAUCUGCGAUGCGAUGGUUCUCGCGAUUGCAGAGAUGCCAGCGACGAGAUCGGAUGCCCACCGAGAUACCCCGGAGGACGCUAUUGUCCCGAGUCGCGUUUCCAAUGUAACAAUACUCUUUGCGUAUCUCUCUCGGAUCGUUGCGACGGUAGCGACGAUUGCAGCGAUGCCUCCGAUGAAAAUCCUGUCAUGUGCGCCAAUUUCACAUGCGAUCCGAUAAGAAGAUUCCAAUGUUUGAAUCAUCGUUGCAUACCGAGAUAUCAGCUUUGCGAUGGAAUUGACAAUUGCGGAGACGGAUCGGACGAAAAUAAUUUGACGAUGUGCGCAAAGAGAAUACGUCCUUGCGAUCCGAUAAAGGAGUAUCAGUGUGCCAAUAAAAAAUGCAUCGAGAGAAGCAAGGUUUGCGAUUAUUCGGACGACUGCGGGGACGAAUCGGACGAACUUGGUUGCCAUCCGCACAAACAUUGCACCGAUCAUCAGAGGGGCGGAUGUUCCCACUACUGUCAAAACGUGACGGACGGUGGUUACAUAUGCGCUUGUUAUCCGGGUUACAUAAUAUCGCGCGACGAUAAUAAACACUGCGAGGAUAUCGACGAGUGUGUAACGGGAGGUCAUCACUGUACGCAACUCUGUACGAACGUGAAGGGUGGUUAUUCGUGCUCUUGUCGCGAUGGAUUCCAACUUGUCGACAAUCACAGUGGCGUUUGUCGAGUUUUCGACGAUAAAGCUCUCGUUGUAUUUUCCAACGGUCCCGAAAUACGAGGUUACCUGCCGAAUUACGCGGAACAAGUCAGUAUCGUGACUGACGAAAAGAGAGUACGAGCUGUCGAUUUUGAUCCUAAAAUGGAAUACAUAUUUUGGAUCGAUUCCCACGACAAUACGAUCAAACGGUCGUACAUGCUGAACGCUCGCGAAGGAGAGGUCAAAAUCGGAUUUUCUCAAGAUCUCGAAAUGAAGAGCGAUUCGACACCAACGAGCUUGGCUGUGGAUUGGAUCUCGGAGAAUCUUUAUUGGACGGAAAUCGAUCCGACGGGUACGCGACCUUACGGACGUAUAAUGGUAUCAAAAUCGGACGGACGUUACAGAAGAAGUUUGAUGAGCCUCGGUCUGGAGAAUCCAACGGCUAUAGCGGUGGAUCCGCAAUUGGGUCGUUUGGUCUGGGCUGAUGCCGGAACACAGCCAAAGAUUGAAAUAUCAUGGAUGGACGGGAGCAAGAGGAAAGCGUUGGUAAUGGAGCGUUUGGGCAAACCGUCCUCAUUGGCGAUCGAUUAUUCGAUGGAUCAUACGAUUUAUUGGACCGACAGUAAAUUCAAUACGAUCGAGUCGAUCGAACACGACGGUUCCAAUCGUAAAAUCGUACUGCAGGGCGAAAAUUUGCAACAUCCGGUUUCUCUCGAUAUUUUCGAAAAUAAUAUCUACUGGAUAACUAAAUUUUCUGGUGAACUCAUCAGACAGGACAAAUUCGGACGUGGUGUGCCACAAAUUCUUAUCAAGGACAUUCUCGGUCCCGGUGGCGUUAAAGUUUAUCAUCCGAUGCGUUACAACACUACUUUGCGCGAUCCCUGUCGUAGCGAUCGUUGUACCCACUUGUGCGUUGCUAUUCCAGCCGGUUACCGAUGUCUGUGUCCCGACAGCGUCGGCGGACACAAUCCGCACACUAGCGAACGCAUCUGCGAUGCACCCGACGAAAGAGCACGACCGGCUCCCAGAAUAUGCCUCUGCCAAAACGGGGGACACUGCGAAACUAACUCGAACGGUCAAUUGUUUUGCGUAUGUCCUGAUAUCACCCACGGAGAACACUGCGAGUUUAAUUAUGAAAGCAACAAAUUUGGUGGUACGACCGCAGCCAUCGUCAUACCUAUCGUCGUUUCCAUUCUCGUUCUCCUCGCUGCUGCUGCCAUUAUUCUGGUAUUCAAGAAACGUCCCUUCGGUAAAACUGGUGGCCUCGGUGGAUUGACCGGAGCCCAGAGCGUUUCCUUCAGACAGGGUAGCAACGUCGAAUUCGGUGGUUCAACGCACGAGCGAAUGGAACCACUGGACGUCGAGUACAAUCUUGGUGAUGUUAGCGACAAGAAUCGUGACUUUAGUAAUCCGAUGUACGACGCGGUCAAUAUGGAGACUGGUACGACGAAUGGUACAAGCGGUAGUUCGAUAUACGAGGUACCAGCUGAAAUGAAACCAUCGAGCGUUCAGCACAAAGAGCCACCGCAGAUACAUUUGAAAAGACGAGAGUUGGACCCAACGCCGAUUGAUUCGGGCAAAGAUACCCAGCAUCUCGUCGAGGAGGAUAAAUCGGAAUGUUAGAAAAUAUUAUACAAAUUAACCUUCCUCCCGGCUCUUCCUUUACCCAAAACAUGCGUAGUAGGGUGUGAAGGCCGUGCAAAGAAAAAUAUGCGCGAACGGUGGAUGCAUGAAAUUCCGAAAUCGAAAAAAUCUGGGAGCAUUAACAACCACGGCGGGGGGAAGAGAAAAAAAUAUUAGAGAUUAUAUAAUAUAUUGAAUUUUUUUCUACAAAAAAAUCAUAGGGACAGUGAUAUUUUCAAUUUUUUUCAUGCACGGAGAGAAUAAGCAAAUAAAUAUCAACCCCGGUUGAAUAAUUUUCGUCCCACGAAUUGAGAGUGGACCGAGCCGCCACAUAUAUAAGAUUACAAGCUUAAAAAAUUGCAAUAAGUACGAUUCAUUAUUUUGUGUCAUUUUUCGUUUGUUUGUUUUUAUUCUUAUUUCUUUCUUCAACUUUUCUUUUCUUUUUUUUUUUAGAUACGAUUUGUAAGUCUUGUAAAUAUAAUGACUGCGAAUUUAUAUUCAUGUUAUCCGUGUACCAUAAAGACGCAACGCAUUCCAAUCUUUUGUAUCCUUAAUUUUCCUAGCCCUGACCAUGCAGUCCGCUCGGAGGCGCAGCGAUGGUGCAGUCUAUUUUUUAUUUCAUUAUCUUUAUAUUACACCGUUAAUCCCUUUAUGCGAUGUAUAAAAUUGUGAAUGUGUGCGCACGGUAAAGCUAUUUAAAACGUACGGUCGUGGUAAAAAAAACGCAUGCAUUCAUUGGUUUUUUUGUCGUGUCUUCCCCAUAUUAUUGAUUUUAUAGUACCGCAUGACCUAAACUCAUGUCAUACGGGCUAUAAUAGUACAUUACGAUACGUGUGACUUAAGCUGCCUAUUAUUGCACGGCGUGAAGUUAGCGCCCGAGCGUAUAGCGAGGGUGCUAAACACCGUGCUAUAAUAGAGCAGCUUAAUUCACGAGUAUCGUAUACUAUUUUAUAGCACCGCAUGACCUAAACCCGCAAAAAAAAGCGUGGCUAAAAUGCGGGUUUAGGUCAUGCGGUGCUAUAAAAUAGUAUACGAUACUCGUGAAUUAAGCUGCUCUAUUAUAGCACGGCGUUUAGCACCCUCGCUGUACGCUCGGGCGCUAACUUCACGCCGUGCAAUAAUAGGCAGCUUAAGUCACACUUAUCGUAAUGUACUAUUUGUAUCUACUGUUGAAUCUUCCAAUGAAAUUCAAACGAUAUUGUUGUUGUUAUUAUUAUUAUUAUUAUUAUUAUUAUUGUUGUUAUUAGUCGAUAUAAACAUUCUUUUAAUUUCCAAUGGAAAAAUGUUUGUUAGUUAUGAAUUGAGUUUUUGAAAGGAAAACUGGACCCUCGAGAAAGUGAAUGUUGCAAUUUUUUGGCCAUGACUGUGCGGAGGAUCGAGAAUAAGCUUUGUAAGAUCCACGAAAUAACCUGAGCCGAAUAAAUUCCGACCAAGAAUUUCUCGACACAUGCUUGUGUAUACGUACAUACGUGUAUAUAUAUAUAUAUUUGAAAAAUCGGCUAAAUACAGAAGAAGCAGGGCAAUGACGACGCACACGUUGACUUUUAGACUCGAUCAUGUCUCGUCGCAAACAAGAUUAUGAGAAGCCAGGCCCCGUCGCGUAUAUUAUCGCGUUUUAAAAUACUACAUCCCCGCAAGCUCCGUUGAGACUCAUUUAUGAUUAAAGUUGUUACAAAGACCGAUCAUAUAUCAUGUUAUAAAUAUAAAUAAAAUAAGAAAAACCUCUUGUAUGUAAAGGUCAUAUGGAUUGGGGAUAUAUAAGUAAUAUAUCACCGCUCGGUACCUCAUCAACGUGCUGAUUGUGUACGUUUAGGUUUUGAGUUUUUCUUCACGAUCUACGAGAUACACGAAAGGUAUACUCUCUAGCACAACGUUUUAACACAAUUUAUCAUGACUGUGAUUGCGACCGUGUAAAUCGAGCUGAUAAUCUUUUUCCAGUCAUCUUUAUUAUAACAUUUUUACGGGGAUAACCGAAUUGACACGAGGUUUUUUUGUACAAAUUAACCGUUCGUCUAUUCAAUCGACAAGUGCACCUUUUUUUAAAUAUACACGUUUAAUAAAUAGGCCCGACAACGUUUCAAUGUUAAUGAACAUUAAAGCGUUGUUGCAUCUAUCCGAACGAGAGGGGGUAAUUUAAAAAAAAAGUGAUGCGAAACGUUCACGGGCUUCAAUAAGGAUUGACGUAUAAUUUUAUCCAUCAACAUGUAAAAUGGUAAUUCAUUCGAUUACGCGAAAUAGAUAGCGAAUAUAUUAGUACAGAAAUAUAUUUCGUUGCAAUUGACUACGAACCGGGCAGGGCUCUGGUGUGUCCUAAUAUUCGCUAUACGUAUUAGUAUACGAUAUUCUGUGUAUUUUUCUAUCAUGUUGACAUAACGAGCAAUAAUAAUGAUAAUACUUGUUAAUAUAUUGUGCAAAUAUCAAACUGAUGCCGUCCGUAAAUAAAAUUUAAGCCUAUUAACCUGA
Molecule: messenger RNA, 17205 nt
Organism: Venturia canescens
Lineage: Eukaryota; Metazoa; Arthropoda; Insecta; Hymenoptera; Ichneumonidae
Gene: mgl
Product: megalin
Exons: 21
Coding region: 652-14742 (4696 amino acids)
Biological process (GO): receptor-mediated endocytosis
Cellular component (GO): apical plasma membrane; signaling receptor complex; plasma membrane
Molecular function (GO): hormone binding; protein binding; calcium ion binding
Source: RefSeq, a predicted model, not a curated record